Cyprinus carpio (common carp) is the source of this 983-nucleotide messenger RNA. RefSeq lists its product as uncharacterized. Gene Ontology annotation, cellular component: extracellular region. The record is from RefSeq and is a predicted model, not a curated record. NCBI's taxonomy places the organism in Eukaryota, Metazoa, Chordata, Actinopteri, Cypriniformes, Cyprinidae. Gene Ontology annotation, biological process: immune response. Gene Ontology annotation, molecular function: chemokine activity.
GGUUGUUCCAUGUGUCUCAGUUCAGGGCUGAGCUUAAAUAGACAGCGUCUUUCAUGAGGGUCACAUCACGGGUGACAACCAAGCUAGAGAAUGAAGUCGCAUAUGUUGGGUUUCCAUGCAGUUCUGCUGCUGUGGCUUCUGGUCUUGUUUUCAAUGCGAGAUGCUCAUGUUAUAGAAUUAAGCUGUCUAGAAACUAAAGAUACUAAAGUUCCUCAGAAGUAUCUGCGCAACUACACUGUCCAGCAAGUACCCUUGUUCUCUGUGAAUGCUGUGAGAUUUCUUACAAUCAAAGAUAAAGUAAUCUGCUCGGAUCCCUCCUCACCAUGGGCCAUAAAAUCAAUGAAGUACCUGGAUGCAAAGAACAAACCUCAAUCAGUAUCAAUCAACGCAGCUCGUCAAUCUGUGACACCGGUUCCUGGGAAAACAUCAACCACAAAUAGUUCAGUUAUUGGCACAGAUUUAAACACAGACCCCUUUGGAUGAAAAUUAUUGAUUGAACAGUAUGAUUUUCUAUUUUUAAAGGUUUUCUCUUUAUUGCACUUUAUUGUACAUCACACACAUCACACAAAAGUAGAUUUUUUGUAUAUGGCAAUUUAUAGGAUUACUUUUUAAAAAGGACUGUAUUUUCAUAAUUUGAUAUGCUUUAUUUGUAUAUCUACAAAGCCCUUUGCACCGUUCUCUUUUGUCUCUUAAUAUUAUAUUUUGCUGCAUUAAUCUAUUAAAUUACUUUGUAUAUGAAACCACAAUCCGCACAAAAACGCACUGAAGAAGGCCUUGAGCCGAAACGUUUUUGUUUUGUCUUGCUGGUGAAUGUAAAAUAAAACAAAAGAAGUGCGGAUCAUGGUUUCAUAUUAUAUGUAUAUCUAUAAAUGUUAUUUUAUUAAAAUUAUUAAAAGAUGUGAUUGUUUUUUUUAUUAUUAUUAUUUUACUGUACGUGUAGAGAUAAUGUAGUCAAAUAAACUGAAAUUCUCUGUGUCAGACUA